UUGAUUCCGCAUGCGCAGGGGAUUUUGUGCACUUGUGUGGGUCGGAGGCGGAGAAGCUACGCCAUAUAGAGACACACAGAGAUAUAUACACACAUGGAACCUAAUGACCACUGGAUACCUUUGUCUCUCCUUUUUGUCGAAUUUCCCGCAGGAGAUUUAAUUGGUUAUAUUUUAGCAUGGUUUAGUAUGGUGCCCAUGUUCAUCUCAGUGGGAUUUAUCACUCUUAUAAUUAUUCGGAGAGACCUCCAUACUGCAUCUUAUUUUGGGGGAAUUGUGCUAAAUGGAGCAAUCAGUAUAGCUCUUAAACACAUCAUCAAGGAUCGGCGGCCACCACCAUCACCAAAUCAAAUUCAUAUUGGUAUUUAUGGAAUGCCUUCAAGUCACUCUCAGUUCAUGGGUUUUUUUAAUACAUAUCUUAUCUUAUUUUUGUUAUUUAGGCUUUAUAGAAACUACAAUUGGAUAGAUGACUCAUGGAAAAUUGUAGUCAGUUGCUUAACAUGUAUAGUAACAGUGUUAGUAUGUAUUAGUCGAGUUUACUUAGGAUAUCACUUUGUUAGUCAAGUGCUAUGUGGUGCUCUUCUGGGAAUGAUUCUAGGUGCAGCAUGGUUUUGUACAGUACAUCUAAUUUUGACACCAUUCUUUCCAGUCAUUGCAGCAAGUUUAAUAGGUGAAUUUUUAAUGGUAAGGGACUCAACUCUAAUUCCUCAUGUUAUGUGGUUUGAAUACAAAUCUUCCAGAAGUGAAGCCAGGAACAGGCAGAGAAAAGUAACUGGUCGCAAGUCACAGUGAUAAGUUAGUUGCACAACUGCAAAUAACUUUGCCUACUUCUUCUAGCAGUCAGUUCACCGUUAGCUGAGGAAAGGCUGGGACAUGUGGCUAGCGAAUAUGGCUUAGCACACAAGACUGCUUCACAACUCAACUGUCAAUAGACUGAGUGAUUGAUUGACACAAAUCAACAAUGUAACUAACGAGAAUUAUACUGGAAGAUAUAGAAAUUUCAAUGCAAGGACAAUGAAAAAAUUAUGACUUACAAAUACAUAAAUAAAAUGAAUAAAUAUUAAGACUGAAUAUAAGAGAAAUCUGGAAGAAAUCAUAUUUCUAUCAGCAGAAAUCUUUAUUAUUAUCACUGAUACCACAACUGAUAUUGUGAGUGCAUUUGUGCUUCAGUUUAGAAUAUGACAGCUCUUACACAAGAAGAGGAAUACAGUGAACAACACUGUCUUUUUCUUCCAAUUCUCUUUCAGUGAUGUAUGUUAAUAAUUUUAUUGCAUUUCUUUAUUAUUUGUGAUAAAUUAUCUGUUUUUA
Messenger RNA from Octopus bimaculoides (California two-spot octopus), 1305 nucleotides. RefSeq names its product dolichyldiphosphatase 1. NCBI's taxonomy places the organism in Eukaryota, Metazoa, Mollusca, Cephalopoda, Octopoda, Octopodidae. Gene Ontology annotation, molecular function: sphingosine-1-phosphate phosphatase activity. The record is from RefSeq and is a predicted model, not a curated record.